AUGGCACAUCCACAGGGCGCAGCUCAGUCGUCAGUCCAAGCUGCCGCAUCCGAAAGCAUACUCCAGGCAUACUCCAGGCAUACUCCGUACCGAGUGUCCGUUUCAGUGACCAGAAAGGAAGGAAUCGCUCGCGUACGCACUCAAAGAUGCCUGAUCCAUACCAUACACAACCCCACUGCCUCCAAGGCUCAGGGUGUCAAGGCGGGCCGCUCCAAUCCUCCAACUGAGUUUGUCGGCGUAUAUAUGGCCAUGUCAUCGCUGGCAAUGGGUCCAACUGUCCCAUACGAGCUCCUGGCUCUUCGUCGCCUCGGCCCAAACUUGACGGAAUCGGACACCGACUGA
Ustilaginoidea virens is the source of this 342-nucleotide messenger RNA. RefSeq lists its product as uncharacterized. NCBI's taxonomy places the organism in Eukaryota, Fungi, Ascomycota, Sordariomycetes, Hypocreales, Clavicipitaceae. The transcript has a single exon. The coding region runs from base 1 to 342 and encodes 113 amino acids. The record is from RefSeq and is a predicted model, not a curated record.